AUGGGCGGCUUCGACUUCUCCAACCACAACCGCAAUGCGGCUCUCCACGCCCAGGGCAUCCCGCUGCCCAAGGCGACCAGCACAGGAACGACCAUUGUGGGCUGUCUCUUCAACGGCGGCGUAGUCAUCGCAGCAGACACACGAGCUACCAGCGGUCCCAUUGUAGCAGACAAGAACUGCGAGAAACUCCACUACAUAUCCCCUCACAUCUGGUGCGCGGGUGCCGGUACCGCCGCCGACACCGAGUUCACCACCGCCAUCAUCUCCUCGAACCUCGAACUGCACGCCCUCUCCACCGGCCGCAAGCCCCGCGUCGUUACCUGCAUGACCAUGUUGAAGCAGCACCUGUUCCGCCACCAGGGUCACAUUGGCGCCUACCUCGUCAUUGCGGGUGUUGACCCCACCGGUGCGCAUCUCUUCACCGUCCACGCCCACGGUUCCACCGACAAGCUGCCGUACGUCACCAUGGGCUCAGGUUCAUUGGCCGCCAUGUCCGUCUUCGAGACACAGUGGAAGUCCGAUCUAUCGCGGGAGGAUGCCGUCACACUAUGCGCAAACGCCAUCGAGGCGGGUAUCUGGAACGAUCUGGGUUCCGGUAGCAACGUGGACGUAGCGGUCAUCACAGAGGACAAGACCACUUUGAUGAGGAACUACAAGACACCAAACACCAGGCAGCCCAAGCAGAGGAACUACAGGUUCCAACGGGGAACUACUGCAGUGCUGAACGAGAAGAUCAUCACCAAGGAGGAGAUCAGCAAGUACGUGACCGUACACGAGCUCAAGGAUGGUGAUGUGGCCGGCACAGCAGAGACGAUGGAUAUAGACUCAUAG
This is a messenger RNA of Alternaria incomplexa, 831 nucleotides long. RefSeq names its product proteasome core particle subunit beta 2 (gene PUP1). The record is from RefSeq and is a predicted model, not a curated record. Lineage: Eukaryota; Fungi; Ascomycota; Dothideomycetes; Pleosporales; Pleosporaceae. Gene Ontology annotation, cellular component: proteasome core complex. The transcript has 2 exons. Bases 1 to 831 code for a protein of 276 amino acids. Gene Ontology annotation, molecular function: threonine-type endopeptidase activity.